AUGGCCGCGUCGUCGUCGUCGUCGGUGACGGUGGAGGGCGUCGUCUUGCCGCCAGUGGCCUGCCCGCCGGGCUCCAGCAGGAAGCACUUCCUCGCCGGCGGAGGUGUGCGAGGACUAAUGGAGGCUGAAGGCAACUUCGUCAAGAUCGCGGCCAUCGGCGUGUACCUGGAGGACGCCGCCGUGCCGGCGCUGGCCGGCAAAUGGGCCGGCAAGACCGCCGACGAGCUCGCGUCGGACCCCACCUUCUUCCGCGACGUUUACACCGGCGAGUUCGAGAAGUUCACGAGGGUGACGUUCAUCUGGCCGAAGGCCGUGGCCGCCGAGGAGUUCGCGGCGAAGGUGAUGGAGAGCCGCGUGGCGUACCUGAAGGCCACCGGCGCGUACACGGACGCCGAGGCCGCGGCCGUUGAGGAGUUCAAGGCGGCCUUCAAGAGCCAUAGCUUGGCGCCGGGCGCGUCCGUCCUCUUCACCCACUCGCUCGCCGGAGUCCUCACCGUCGCCAUCUCCGAUGACUCGUCGGCGCCGGGCGCCGGCAUCGCUGCCAUAGAGAACAAGCCGCUCUGCGAGGCGGUGCUGGAGUCCAUCAUCGGGGAGCACAGCAUCUCGCCGGCGACCAAGCAGAGCAUCGCGACGAGGGUGCCAGAGAUCCUCAAGGGCGGAGCGUGAAUUCACAACUGUCCUAUAUACGGCUAUACAUGAUCCAUCAAACAGAUGCUACACGCCUGCACCUGUCGUCUGCCGUGUUGUGUUAAUCGUUUCAGUGUUUGUCCGUGGUGGUGAAACUUGUCUUGUUCCGAUUGCGCGUGCCCAUGGGCAACCUGAAUACUCCGGAUGCUAGCGCAUACCGAAAUUUAACUGUGAUUACCUGUUGCAAGCUGAGGUUAUGGAUGUCACAUGUA
Panicum virgatum (switchgrass) is the source of this 899-nucleotide messenger RNA. Its product is annotated as chalcone--flavonone isomerase-like. Gene Ontology annotation, molecular function: chalcone isomerase activity. NCBI's taxonomy places the organism in Eukaryota, Viridiplantae, Streptophyta, Magnoliopsida, Poales, Poaceae. The record is from RefSeq and is a predicted model, not a curated record. The coding region runs from base 1 to 666 and encodes 221 amino acids. The transcript has 4 exons. Gene Ontology annotation, biological process: flavonoid biosynthetic process.